This is a messenger RNA of Enterobius vermicularis (human pinworm), 348 nucleotides long. NCBI's taxonomy places the organism in Eukaryota, Metazoa, Nematoda, Chromadorea, Rhabditida, Oxyuridae. The record is from the annotation of a GenBank genome assembly.
AUGAUUUGUGCUAGAAAUACUUAUGUUCAUAUACUUUCAAAAUCACUAGUGAAAAGUGAAUGGCAAGAUAAAGAUGAACUUCUCGAUGUUAUAUAUUGGGGAAGACAGGUUCUUGGUUUAGCCAUCGGUAUCAUUUGGGGUGCAAUACCUCUACAUGGGCUUUUUGCCAUAGUUUUGUAUGUAGUGAUUACCACUGUGGCUGGUCAAUUUUACGUUUCUAGUUUUCAAAAGGUGGAUGAAGACUCGUUAGGUGGCUUCUGGGAAAUUGCUAAGGAAGGAUUUGGUGCUGCGUUUGCGACGUUUAUGGUUGCUUGGAUCACUGUUUAUUCUGCAGCACAUCAUUCUUGA